AUGUCCGACCCCUCGUCCCCGGCUACUGGGAGGGACGAGAGAGUCAGCGUCGAGAACAGCAACAAACACCUCCGACAAUCACCUAGAGAAUGCUUCGCCGACCUGUUCAACUGGAAAGUGCGAGUAGAAGAGACCGACCCCGUCACAGGCGUCACUCGUGUCGAAUAUCGUGAUCCAGGACCACUCAAGAAUCCCAUCUCGCUGGCCGCUCAGCUCUCGCUGCGUGACUGGCUCUUCUUCCUCGUCGGGCUGUUCGCGUGGAUCUGUGAUGCAUACGACUUCCACGCGCUCUCAAUCCAAACAGUCAAGCUAUCAAAAUACUUCAAGCAGACGAAGACUUCCAUCUCGACAGCCAUCACGCUCACUCUCCUGCUGCGGUCUGUGGGAGCAGCCGCGUUUGGCCUGGCGGGAGACAAAUGGGGACGUAAAUGGCCCAUGGUGGCUAACAUGAUCGUGCUGGGCGCCCUUCAGAUCGCGACUAUAUACUGUGCUACCUUCUCACAGUUCUUGGCCGUGCGGAGUCUCUUUGGCCUGUUCAUGGGCGGCGUGUAUGGGAAUGCGAUUGCCAUGGCGCUCGAGAACUGUCCCACCAACGCGCGAGGGCUGAUGUCUGGUGUCCUGCAGCAGGGCUAUUCCAUGGGCUAUGUCUUUGCAGCUUGUGCAAACCUGGGAGUUGGCGGGUCCACGGAAUCGUGGAAGACGGUCUUCUGGAUCGGAGCAGGCAUCUCCUUCCUGUCUGGUAUUAUUCGCGUGUUUCUGCCAGAGUCUAAGCAGUUCCUUGAAGCACGCAAAGCACGCAAGGAAGGGUUGAAGAAGGGAGCUAGUGCCAGCGAGUUCUGGAGGGAUACCAGAAAGAUGUUGGCGCAGGACUGGAAGCUCGUCAUAUACUGUAUCUUCCUGAUGGCGUGGUUCAACUUCUACAGCCACACGUCACAGGACAGCUAUACGACGUUCAUGCUGACGCAGAAGUCGCUGAAUAACUCUGCAGCCUCACGGACAUCUAUCCUGAUGAAGGUUGGUGCCUGUGUUGGUGGGACUAUCAUCGGAUACAUCUCCCAGUGGUUUGGCCGUCGCCGAGCCAUCGUCUUGUCCGCGCUGCUAUCCGCCAUCCUUAUCCCCGCCUGGAUCCUGCCACACGGCGAACAAUCGCUAUCGGCCUCUGGUUUCAUGAUGCAGUUCUUCGUCCAGGGCGCGUGGGGUGUUAUCCCAAUCCACCUGAACGAGCUGUCCCCGCCGGCGUAUCGAUCCAGUUUCCCCGGCCUGACGUACCAGCUAGGCAACAUGAUCUCAUCCCCGUCCGCACAAAUCGUAAAUGCGAUUGCCGAGUCGAUGAAUGUCCGCGGAGAUAACGGGAAGCCGGCGCCUGCCUACGGGGUGACGAUGGGAGUUGCAACUGCGAUCAUCGCGGUAGGAAUCAUGGUGACGACCUCGUUUGGGCCCGAGAUGAGGGGAAGGAAGUUUGAGCUCGCCAAGGUUGCUGGGCAGGUCGGGGGAGAUGAAGGAAGGGUCAAGAAGGGUGACAUUGAGGCCGGGGGCGAGAAGACGGGUGAGAAGACGAGCGAGAAGACAAGCGACGAGCUGGGGAGCGUGUAUCAGACAAGGCGAUCGAGGCCGAGAAGUGAGGGCGCUAAAGAUGACAUAAGCGCCGAGCGUCUGUUCCAAGUAUAUGCAGCUGCCAGGCUGAUCGACACUGCACCCGGCUCCUCUGGCAGGAUCACGCGAGCGAGCAUUCUAUCCGGCCCUCCGCCCCUCGACGGAGCCACGUACCAUCCAGCCUCUCGAGUUCGUCCGUCUCGUCUGACCUCAUCUCGGGCUCGGGCUCGCACCGCGGAGGGACCAGCCCUGCAAGCUGUCGCCGUUGGGCCCUCUGAGGCGGAAGAUCUGGCGCCCGAAGACGGAGUUACCAAGCAGGCUGUGACGCACUAUCAGUGCAGUCCGUACGCAGACGGCCACAUAGGGAUACUCGUGUUUGAAGAUACGUUUAAGAUAUGUUUGAGAUAUGCGUUUGGAGAUACGUUUGAGGAUACAUUUGAGGAUACAGGAAAACGAGGUAUCUCUGCAUCGUCCGCCAUCCGAAGCAUCCGUCUGCUGCUUCCGCUCUCUUCACGCCUACGCCGCCGCAUCCGCUCCAAGCUGCGCUCACGAACCUCUCCUUCAUCUUCCAUCACUCGUCUCUCCACGUCGUUCUCGCCCCUGGAUACUCUCAAGGCUCUGCAGGCUCACCGAUGGACCAUAUAUGAUGGCCAGUACCUCUUGCUUAUCGUGUUGGGGAUCUUCUCCCUAUGCAUUAUCGAGUCUCCGGGUCCGUUGGCGAAGACCAUCGUUGCGAUGGGGUUGAUCAGCUCGCUGCUCAUGCCGAUAACGUGCCAGUUCUUCCUUCCUUUCUUACCGCCAAUCUGCUGGCUGAUCUUCUUCUAUGCUUGCCAAUUCAUUCCUAGUGAUUGGCGACCACCGAUCUGGGUCCGCGUCCUUCCUGCUCUGGAAAACAUAAUCUACGGCGCAAAUCUCUCCAACAUCCUCUCUGCUCACCAAUCCACCGCCUUGGACCUUCUGGCCUGGCUUCCAUACGGCAUUAUGCACUACGGCGCCCCUGUCGUCUGCGCCAUCUUCCUCUUCAUCUUCGGUCCACCGGGAAUAACUCCAAUCUUCGCCCGUAGCUUCGGAUACAUGAAUAUUGCUGGCGUAAUCAUCCAGUUCCUCUUCCCUUGUUCGCCACCAUGGUAUGAGAACCUCUACGGCCUUGCGCCGGCUCACUACGGUAUGCCGGGCGAUCCCGGUGGUCUAGCACGUAUCGAUACCUUGUUCGGCAUAGAUCUAUACACUUCCGGUUUCUCAGCUGCACCUGUGCCCUUUGGCGCAUUUCCAUCUCUGCACGCAGGCCAUGCUACCUUCGAAGCUCUUUUCAUGAGCCAUGCUUUCCCCAAACUCAAGCCAGUAUUUAUCACCUAUGUCGUCUGGCUAUGGUGGUCGACCAUGUACCUGUCUCACCACUACGCCGUCGAUCUCAUCGGCGGAGGUCUCCUCGCCGCCGUGACAUUCUAUUAUGUCAAAUCUCGCUUCCUUCCACGCAUUCAAUCCGACAAGUUCACACGCUGGGACUACGACUAUGUUGAAGUUGGUAGUUCCGACAUGACAAUGCCUGGCUCGUACGGAUAUGGUGUCGCCGACGGGCUACAGAUGGAUAGCGACGAAUGGACAGUCGGAUCCAGCUCAUCGAUUUCUUCUGGCUCCUUGAGUCCUGUUGAUGAGCAAUCAUUGUGGGGUGGGGAUGCGGAGGUCGUACCAAAGCGCUCGGCAGACCUGGAAACAGGCCUGGGUAUCGCGAGGUGA
Messenger RNA from Arthroderma uncinatum, 3330 nucleotides. Its product is annotated as carboxylic acid transport protein. The record is from RefSeq and is a predicted model, not a curated record. Gene Ontology annotation, biological process: carboxylic acid transport; transmembrane transport. The coding region runs from base 1 to 3330 and encodes 1109 amino acids. Lineage: Eukaryota; Fungi; Ascomycota; Eurotiomycetes; Onygenales; Arthrodermataceae. The transcript is spliced from 7 exons. Gene Ontology annotation, molecular function: carboxylic acid transmembrane transporter activity. Gene Ontology annotation, cellular component: plasma membrane.